AAACAAAGCCUCCCACUACAGACUCUCACUCCCGCUACAAACAGUCGCUUCCAACUUUCAACUCUAGUUUCCAACUCUGCAAUCAUGAUGAUGAAGCUGACUGCCGUCUUUGUCGCCGCCCUCGCUACCCUAGGAGCCGCCACUCCCACUCCCAAGGGCUGCACUCCUGGAACGUACUCGUGCACUCCCGACGCUACUGGCUGGCAAGUCUGCAACGUCGACCGCACCUGGGUCGUCGCUGGCACUUGUCCUCCUGAGACCACUUGCGCGUUCAACAAGGAGAACAACUCCCCCUACUGCGUUCCCAUCCGCCUCUACAACCCCUAG
Fusarium falciforme is the source of this 327-nucleotide messenger RNA. RefSeq lists its product as hypothetical. Lineage: Eukaryota; Fungi; Ascomycota; Sordariomycetes; Hypocreales; Nectriaceae. The coding region runs from base 85 to 327 and encodes 80 amino acids. The record is from RefSeq and is a predicted model, not a curated record. The transcript is spliced from 2 exons.